Messenger RNA from Zerene cesonia (dogface butterfly), 1596 nucleotides. RefSeq lists its product as uncharacterized. The transcript is spliced from 5 exons. NCBI's taxonomy places the organism in Eukaryota, Metazoa, Arthropoda, Insecta, Lepidoptera, Pieridae. The record is from RefSeq and is a predicted model, not a curated record. The coding region runs from base 550 to 1236 and encodes 228 amino acids.
GUCGUGUUGAUUCGUUAUAUUUGUUUAGGUACGAAUGCCGAGAUACAUACAUCACUCGGAUAACUUGGGAGACGAAUGUCGAAUUCAUUCAGUUGCCGGUAACUGCGUUCGUGGAAGCGCGCUUCGCAGUGACUUCAGUUUUCCCGCGAAAACAUAAAUCACAUUUUUCUUAUUCUUAAUAAAGCGUUGAAUUGUUGUAUUUUCUUUUUUGUGGCUAAAGAGUCAAUGACAAUUUUUAUUUAUAAUGUGGAUGGGUCAAGGUGCAGUGUAUUAGAAAUUGGGCAUCAUGCCAGUUUGUUUUGGUAAACAUUGGGAUAUUAAAAUACGUAAUAAUAUAAAGUCUACUAUAGUAAGUCGGUAUCUCGGAAUAUGAUUGCUUGAAAUAAUAGAUUUCUAUAGUUUGCAACGUUUCGCGUUAUAUAAAUCAUUUAACAUACGCAAGACAAUUUGAGUUAACACCAAAAAUAUUCAUACCAAUAAGGAAAUAACAUAUUGAAGCGAUGUUAUCGUGAUAUAAUUAAAUUAGAACUGUUAUGAAGCUCUAAUAGUAUGACUGAGCAGUUGAAAUCACCAGCCCAAGAAGGCUCGAGCCAAGUAGAGAUCGAACCAAUCAGGAAUAUAAUAAAAAAAGUACAUGUGCCUCAAAAAACCUUAGAAGCGAGAUUAUGGGAUCUUUUGCAGCCUGUAGCCAGAUUAUGGGGUCUCAUAACGGCUGUAGUAAUGAGCGGUGCUGGUGCAGAGCUAACUGUAUUGCAAUACGACUUAGCACCAGCUUUGAUAGCCGGCGCUACCUUGGUAUUUAUUCUUGAGACGAUGUGGGUUAUAGCCCUGUUUGUUGAUCUAUUGGGGCGCCGGGGAGAGUACACAUUGGGCCUACGGUGUUGGGACUUCAUGAGGUGGUCCUGUGGGAGGGCCCGCGCACCGUUCUACGCGUGUGCUGCCACUGCCCUAUUGUUUGCUAACCUGACACUUCUGACAACAAUAUCAGGUGGGAUGCUGUUAAUCUUAGCAGCCCUUCGAGCUGCAGUGCCGUUCUCCCCCUACGCCAGCCACGGUCCCCACUCGCCUAGAGCAGGGAGCUCUUUGCUGAACCAACAUGACCCUAAUCUUCCUGAUGUUUACUAUAAUGCAGCUAAUGCUGCUGACGAUAAGUGCGAGGAGAUGACCGUCAUAAAAGUAAAAACUCCAAGUAAAUCCCGUUCCGUUACGCCAAAUCCAACACUUUUGGAACUUUAGCAAUAUGCUUUUUAUACAAUAAAUUAUUUAUUCAUAUAAAUAUUUAUUUAAUUCUCAUGAAGAUAUGAACAAUGAACAGUUCUUUGCGAAUUCGUACUAACAUUGCAUAUUGCAUCAUUCUGGUUGGUAAUUAUUACAAUAAAUCAUUUCUCCAUUGUGUAACAUAAAAGGUAAUGCAGACAUUAUUUUAUUAUACUAUUAUGAAACUAUUUAUAAUUCUAGCUACAAGUUUUAUUUAUUUUCUACUUAACAAUGUUUUUUUUUAAUAAAACAAUCUGUGAUAGUUUAUUAUGGUCUACAUUAGGAUAUCCGUGCCCAUGUCUCUAUUUUAAGUAUGGUGUCAAAUAAAUAUUUGAAUAU